Ascoidea rubescens DSM 1968 is the source of this 844-nucleotide messenger RNA. RefSeq lists its product as uncharacterized. NCBI's taxonomy places the organism in Eukaryota, Fungi, Ascomycota, Saccharomycetes, Ascoideales, Ascoideaceae. The record is from RefSeq and is a predicted model, not a curated record. The transcript is spliced from 3 exons. The coding region runs from base 1 to 600 and encodes 199 amino acids.
AUGGUUGCAUUUACGUUGUUUGCUUCGUUUUUGAAAGUAGCUUGCGAGCAGACGAACACUUUUAAAGGAUGCUAUUGUAACGUUAGUGCUUUCAAACACCAAGCUGUAUUCGCCGAUUUGAUGCGCAACCUAACUCCUCAUUCAGUUCGGAUUGCUGGUACUGGUACCACUUUAAAAAUUAUGAAAACUAUUAAUAACGAUGAUUAUCAUUAUUUGAAUGGUGUUUCAGCUGGUAAGAAAGCUGUUUCAUCAAUCUUUAGGACCAUUGCUGAUGGAGCUAUAGAAGGAAAUCGGUCAACCACAUACAAACUACAACUUAGCAAAGCUGCAAUUGCUGCGGAAAAUAAAUCAAUCAAUUUCUGCAAUCCAUGUAAAGAAUAUACUGACAUCAACUCAGAUGAUGAUGGUGGAGGUGUUGUGAAUAGAAAAGCAUUGAAUUCAAUGAAUUUCGUACCAUCUACAAAUGAUAUUGAUUAUGGCAGUGAUGCUAAAAGUUUUGCUAAAUCCCAACUAAAGCAAUUUACUACAUCUACCCUAGUGGCACAAAAUGACUCUAAAGACAUUUGGAGCAUAUUGACAUGGUUUAAGGCCGAUUUAUGAAAUACCAUUAAAGGCAGAAGUCCUUAAACAUAUUUGGCUGCUGCCUCUAUUGCCGCUACUAGUGUUAAACGUGCUGCUGCUGCCUAAAUAUACACAAUGGUUGGCACUCAGAUCUGCAAGCGAUACAGGAUAAGAUGACUUACUUGAUGAUUGAUAUGCUUUCAAGCAAAAGCCCUGUUGGUUCUGGUUGGGUGGUAGCAAUGAAUUCUCCACGAACGGGCAAUUCCGUUGUGCACAGACUAAU